Molecule: messenger RNA, 4470 nt
Organism: Pangasianodon hypophthalmus (striped catfish)
Lineage: Eukaryota; Metazoa; Chordata; Actinopteri; Siluriformes; Pangasiidae
Product: sodium- and chloride-dependent transporter XTRP3
Exons: 11
Coding region: 141-1952 (603 amino acids)
Biological process (GO): sodium ion transmembrane transport
Cellular component (GO): plasma membrane
Molecular function (GO): L-proline transmembrane transporter activity
Source: RefSeq, a predicted model, not a curated record
GUUCAGCUCUGAUCAUUUAGCACCGAGCUCAGCUGCUCUAAGUUUCAUACAUUUUUACAUCAGAUUUUCUCACUUAGUUUAUUUGUUUAUUUAUUAUUAUUAUUAUUAUUAUUAUUAUUGUUAUUAUUAUUAUUAUUGUUAUGGAGAAAGAGGGCCGGCCGUCAUGGGAGACUCCAACUCAGUUUGUGCUGGCGUGUGUGUCGUAUGCUGUUGGUUUGGGAAAUGUGUGGAGAUUUCCUUAUCUCUGCCAGAUGCAUGGAGGAGGAGGGUUUCUGAUCCCGUACCUCCUCAUGCUCUUCCUGGAGGGAAUUCCUCUUUUCUAUUUGGAGCUCGCUGUCGGACAGAAGAUGCGUUUAGGCAGCAUUGGCGCGUUCGCUUCCAUCAGUCCCUACUUAGGGGGUGUGGGGUUUGCGAGUGUCAUCACGUCUAUAUAUCUGUGUUUGUAUUAUAACGUAAUUAACGCAUGGAGCUUCUGGUAUCUUUUCCACUCCUUUCAGGCCGUGUUGCCGUGGGCUGAAUGUCCACUGAACUCCAAUCAUACAGGAUAUUUAGAGGAGUGUGAAGUCGCCACUCCAACGCAAUAUUUCUUCUUCCGUGAGACAUUGAACAUUUCAUCAUCCAUUGAUGAGCGUGGUGUCGGUGUUCACACAGGCGUGGCACUCUGCCUCCUGCUGGCCUGGAGCAUUGUCUACCUCUUCAUCAUCCGUGGAGUCAAAUCUACUGGCAAAGUGGUGUAUUUCACUGCGACGUUUCCAUACCUGGUUCUGAUUGUGUAUCUCAUCCGCGGUGUGACUCUGCAUGGAGCACUAAAUGGAGUGAAGUACAUGUUCACUCCAAAGCUGGAGCAGUUGGCGAAUCCUCAGACAUGGAUUAAUGCUGCUACGCAGAUCUUCUUCUCUCUUGGUUUGGGUUUCGGUUCUCUCAUUGCUUUUGCCAGUUAUAAUGAUCACAAUAACGACUUUGAGCGUCAGGCUAUUGUCGUCGCCCUCAUUAACAGUGGAACGUCAAUUUUCGCCAGCAUCGUCACCUUCUCCAUCUACGGCUUCAAAGCCACGUUCAACUAUGAGAGCUGCUUAGAGAGGAUGAGACUUUUACUUCUGAACACGUUCAAUCUUGCUGAAGAUGCCAUUAAUAAAGAAAAUGUGACGUCAUGGAUCAGUGUGUUAAAUCACACACAUCCUGAGCAGCUUGCGGUCAUUCAACACAAACUAGAGCCCUGCAGUCUUGAGGCUGAACUGGACACGGCUGUUGAAGGCACUGGCUUAGCAUUCAUUGUGUACAGUGAGGCGAUCAUGAACAUGCCGGCUUCUCAGCUCUGGUCUGUUCUUUACUUCUUGAUGUUGCUGAUGUUGGGGAUGGGAAGCAUGCUGGGAAACGUGACAGCCAUAAUAACACCACUGAGGGACUUCAGAAUCCUUGCACGGAACUUCAACAAUGCCACACUCAAUGGUCUGGUGUGUCUUUUCUGUUUUCUGCUGGGUUUGGGUUUCACAACACGUUCGGGUAAUUACUGGUUUACAGUGUUUAAUGAGUAUGGUGCGACAUUCUCAUUGCUCUUCAUCGUGCUGAUUGAAGUUGUCACAGUUUCCUACAUCUAUGGACUGAACAGAUUUGAGAAGGACAUUGAGGACAUGCUGGGUCAUCGGCCGAACUGGUACUGGAAGAUCAUGUGGGUUUUUGUGAGUCCAUUACUGCUGAUCAGCCUCUUCAUCUUCUAUAUUAUAAAUUACAUUCAGGGAGGAACACCAACAUAUCAGGCAUGGGAUAAAAUCACGGGAAAGUCAGUAAAAAUGGAGUAUCCUGUUUAUGCUCAGCUCUUCAUUGGUCUUCUCCUUGUCUCAUCAGUGAGCUGUGUCCCCAUCGCAGCUAUUUAUGCUUUCUGUUCAAGACGCAAACGGGCAGUAACCGUAUGUGAGGAAAUCAAUACUGUGUCAUCCACCAUAACACCAUAACAUCCACCAAAAUACUCACUAUAACAUCUGCCACAAUGUGCACUGUGAGAUUCAUCAUAUGAUAUAUUGUGUAGGAAUCAGUAGCUAACGGAGAGAAUUAACAUUAACAUCUAACACUCUUUACAUUUAGAGUAAUUAGUCAUUUUAACCGAAGAGUAAAUAAACCUAAAUAUACAAUUUCAUAUUGUUAUACUUAAUCUAUAUAAUCUGGAAAAAAUGAAAAUAAUUGAAUAUGAACAGCACUUUAUUCACAGCAGUAUGUACCGUGUUAGCAUACACAGUCCAGUUAAUAGAACACUGCAUAUAAUUUAUUCCAAAAGCCUGUGAAUUAAACUAUUUUUUCUUUAAUUUCUGUAAGAUUUUGUCCCUAGGGUUAGGGUUAGUGAUUUUAAAGGUAUUCUGUGUAGAAAAAUCAGUAAUCUGGAAAAACAAAAAACUUCUGCAUUUUAGGAGAAAGUCAAUUAUAUAUUGUUUGUCUAUAUUUGAAAAGUGCUGUAUGAGCUUUAUUAAUGGUUCUGGGUUUUUGUACAUGCAAAGCAAUAUAACAUAUUACAUGUUGAAGAUUGGAAAAUUGAAAACACUUGACCAAAUUUGGAUUUUCUGAUGCUAUAAAGCUCAGAAGUAAUAACGGAUUUAUGAAAAUAGUCUACAAUCUUUUCAUGUCAUUAUUCUGUCAUAGUGAAACUUGCAGCACAUCACAAUUGAAGAAUUCUUCCCUAACAGUCUAACAGAACACAUGGUGGUCUUUAUGGUAAAGUUUUUUAUAUUUGAAUUUGAAUGAAUGAGAAGUAAAGAUAAUUCUCUUUGGUAUUAUAUUAAAGCAGAAGAUCUUAUAAAGUUUAUAAAGUAGUAUGUUGUACUACUACUACUAAGUAUGUAGUACUAGUACUACUAAGCUAUGAUGUAAUAAGAUUUACAAAGUUUAUUAAAGGAUUUGUGUUUCAGUGUAGGAUGUUAUAGACAGUUAGGUGUAUCAUAUGUUUUUCUUUUCUAUAAAACCCAUGCAUAUUUUAUAUAAUCACAGAAUUAUGAUUAUUCUCUUCCUGUAUGUGUUCAGCUGUCAUGGCUCUAAAGUGCAUUGUGUGUAAUUAAACCUUCAGGUUUUUUUCUCAUUUGGUUUCAGCUAAUCUGCUGCAGUAUUUUAAGCUCAUUACUGCCUUUUGUUUUCUUGAGUCAUGUUGUAUAAUUUCAGUCAGGAAUGUGAGUUCAGUGUAAAGGUCAGAGAUUCACUGGGAAUAAAGUUCACAGCAGUGUGGUCUGAAAACACUUCAUGUACCUUGUGGAAGUAAGAAUCCAAAAACCUAUUCAGUAACAAACAGGAAUAAAGGAACAAUUAUUUCUCCACCAGUUAAUUAAUGACAUUAAUGACACCAAACUGCACUUUUAUGCUGAAGACUCCAGACAUUUAUCAUUAAACACUGCUGAAGAAAAGUGGAACAGAUUAACAAUGAACACAAACUUGUGUGCCUUUCAUCUUACACAAGAUGAAAGAGUGUCUGUUUCACACAUUGUAAGUGUAAUUUUAACACAGCUACAGUUUAACCUGCAGACUUACUUUCACAUGUUUAACCUUCAAUCUUUUUAACCAUUUACUGUUGCUCUUAAAACUGUUAAACUUUGCCUUGUUUUCAUAUUCCAUUCAAGGAAUGUUUAAAAAAGUUAUCAAUACUAUUAUUUUGGCUACUGAGUGGAUGUUUUCUGAAAGUUGGAUAGACAUUUGAACAUUGAACAUCAGUUGAUGGAUAAUUGUGAUAAAAAUAUAAAAUGACUGAUUAUAGGGAGGAACUGUAACAUGAGCUGAAGGUGUUUCAUUAGCAUUAUAAUGUUAAGAUGCUAAGCUAUCAGAGUUACACAGGAGCUGUUUUAGAAGUUAAUGAGAUAAAUUGGGGAAUAUGAAUAGGAAUGUAAAACAUACAUUAUUACUAGAUAGGGAAAAGAAGACAAAACAUUAAAUAGAAAUGGCUCUGUUUGCCCAAACCUUUAAACUGUGUUGGAUUUUUACUGUGCAAAUUAGGUCAUGCUUGCUAACUACAUUACACUGCAUUGAAUUUACAAUGGAAUAAAUUAAUUUUAACAUCCAGCCCAGACAAUUCCAUGCUAGACCGCCAGAGGGCGACCUCACCCAAAUUCUAAAUGUCUUCCUCUGUUGUCACACUCAUUUCCUGACUAAACGAUAUGUAAGCAUGUGGACUCAGGCACUUUGUGAAGCCUUAUAUUUUUGCCUUUUGCGCUAGUAAGUUCUGAGCUGUUGAUAUUUGGAAUUUUUUUCCUCUUUGAUGCUAUCAUUUCUUGUCUGUUUUUCCCUUUUGUCUCACCAUCUGGAUUUGUCUGUGCCUCCUAUUUUUGGGUUAUUUAUCUUGCCUGUUCCUUUGAGCACUUUUUGGAUUGUGUUUUGGACUGUGUAUGUUUUGUGAUUUUUUUUUUUUUGUUGUUUUAUUUUGGUAGCUGACCUUGAAACAUGAAUGUUUUUAACCUUGCUCUUUAUCCAAAUAAAUCUUUUCACAUGGGUCUGUAUAAA